GCACGCGCGCCGGGGCGACAGGUCUGUUUGUGUUUGAGGAGGGAGAAAGGAAACGUAGGAGAGAGGGAAGUGAUGGCGGUGGAGGAAUGGUAAGAGUUUGAAAUCCUGGAAAUUAAAAUGACAAAGACUAAUCCCAAUCCACCAAGACGCAAAAACUGAAAAAAAAAAAAAAAAAAAAAAAAAAAAACGAGAUGACCACUAUCUGGCCUUUCUGAAGAAAAGACGUCAGGACAGGAUUGCUACUCUGUGUUCCAAAGAAUCCAUGGCUGUUUGUUCCUUUAAACAUGUUACUGUCCAGUUGAAACAGUAAUGAACACACAGCAGUGAAACGUUGCCCACCCAUUAUUCCUGUAGGUGGGUGUUUUAUACUUAAUGCUAUCAUCUUUUUGUUUUUAAUUGAUUCCUUCAGAAUGAUAAAAACUGAGAGCAAAGGCGACCGGACUCUUAGGAGUGCUUCUCCCCACAGAAAUGCAUACAAAUCGGAUUUCCACGCGAUUAAAUGUUCAUUUGAUGGAGCUAAACCCAGUGAUAGUGCUUCGCAAAAGUCUUAUGCUAAUGGAUCAAGUGAUGACAGAGAAGACACAAGGGGAAGGCCUUUUGGUAGUCGUAUAAAUAAAAUCAAGAACAUAUUCCUUCAGAUGGAUGGUCAGCAAAAUGAUAAUGCAGAGGUUAAAAUAAUAGGAAGGAAUGAAAUACCUGCAGUGUCUCCACCAAAGGCACCAUUAACCUCCAGUGUGCCUAAAACUAGUUUUCAUGGUAGUACCAGCCCAGAAUCGCCAACUUCUGACAAGGCACCCAAGAGUGAAGAUGGAGAUUUCGAUAAAGUAGCGCUUUCUGGAAAGUUUUCAGAAACCAGAAAACUCUUUGAAAGAGGCAUCAAGGAUCAAACUCCAAUUGAAAAACACUCUCCUACUAAAACCAAAGCCAGGGUCUCGCUGGGAAGCGUGUCUGAUGAUGGAAAAAGUCCCAGGCAUUCAUCCGGGUCAUCAGAGAAUACUGUGAGCAGCUUAAAGGCAGAUCUGAGCCCAACCUCUUUGACCAAAGGAUGGCAAAGUGAGAGGAGUGACAGUGAGGGAGGCAAACAUCAUGUAUCCAGGUUGUCAUCACUGAAUGCUGGCCCCAUUUCGAGAAGGCUGGAAAACUUCAUGGUGGAUAGUGACAGUGAAGAACCUAACCGACUCUCCUGCAAAGAGCAACCUGAAACAGAGAGCCAGCAAACCAUACACAGACCCUCAGCUCUUGCUAAGCCGACCUCUCCUACUGGGCAUGCCAUUAUUAAAUCUAACAUUGGUAGCACUUCUGCUAUGUCCAGCCCUCCAUUUAGAGAUCAAAAGCAAAUGCCGUCCUUAUUGGUCAGCAACAGCUUUAACUUCCAAAGGGAAGAAUCAUCUGAAGCAGGGAAGACUGAUGGAGAUGUGCUUAUCAGUACAGGCACUGCCAAGCUGCCUGAACAGCAUGCUCCCCUGGCUCACGCAGCAGUGGGGGUGGUGCGGGCAGAGCUGGUCGUAGUCCAGAAUGAGUCUUCGGAAAGUGAUGACAACGAAUACGAAAACAAUGCUUUUGAGGAGCUGAAGGCUGAAUCGCCAAAACCGGAUCUGAGUGGACAUCCUGUGAAUCCCUUUUUAGAGGAGGAGAAACAGGAUUUCCCAGUGGAUGGAAAAGAAGUUGAGAAUGCAGUAGAAAAAGUAGUAAGCAGUCACGGUAUUGCUGUGCAAGUACAGAAAUCAGACAGCAGGAUUGCUGAAGGUUACCCCGGGGAAGACGAUGGGGAGGAAGAAGGAGAGAGUGAAAUCGAGGAACAAGUUGAGAGCAACAGUGUCAAGUUAUCCCCAAACAUAUAUGGCAUCGAGAAUGCAGCUUUUGUAGAUGAUAAGGAUACAGAAUCGGAGCACCACGAAACGGAACCAAAGACUGAGGAGGAGGCCUAUGAAGAGGAAUACCAGUCUGGUGCAGUCUUGAGUGAGAUUCCUGGUCUUUCUGAUGAAGAAGACCCAUUACCACGAAGGAAGAUUACGUUUUCGACAUCACCAAUACAGGUUUUCAGCACAUACUCCAAUGAGGACUAUGAUAGGCGCAAUGAUGACGUUGACCCUGUUUCUGCAUCUGCAGAGUACGAACUGGAGAAAAGGGUGGAAAAAAUGGAUGUGUUCCCUGUUGAAAUUGAAAAGGGAGACAACGGUCUUGGAAUCAGCAUUAUAGGAAUGGGUGUGGGUGCAGACCAGGGUCUAGAAAAGCUUGGUAUAUUUGUGAAGACUAUCACUGAGGGUGGAGCUGCUGCAAGAGAUGGCCGGAUCAGCAUUAAUGAUCAAAUUGUGGAAGUGGAUGGCACCAGCCUAGUGGGAGUUACCCAGUUGUUUGCAGCAACAGUUCUAAAGAAUACCAGAGGGACAGUCAGCUUCCUUAUUGGUCGAGAGAAGCCUGGAACACACAGUGAGGUGGCUCGUCUCAUCAGUGAGACCCUGGAACAAGAGAAGUGCCAGCAGGAGGAAUUGGAAGAGCACUAUGAUCAGUCGACAGAAGAGGAUGAGCAUGAUGAAGAUGAGGGUGAGGUAUUGGGAUCAAGCUUUUGUGAAAAGUCUGACGUUUCUGAACUACCUGAAAACGAAGAUAUGUUUUUACCAUCGGAUAUGGACUGUGCACAGCUGACUUUCAAAUUUAAAGAGCUACAGCUAAAGCAUGCUGUAACAAUAGCUGAAAUCAGAAAGUUGAAAGAAAAGUUAAUGGCUAAAGAAACCGAGAAAGCGGAGUGGGAAACUAUGCAGACUCAGCUACAGAAAGACACUGAAGAAAAUAUGGAAAAAAUGAAAAAGCUAGAGACUUACUGGCUAGAAGCACAAACCCUAUGCAAGACAGCGAAUGAGCAUCUUAAGGAAACACAGUCUCAGUAUGAUGCACUGGACAAGAGAUACAACAAAGCCAAGAAACUUCUCAAGGAAUACCAACAGAAGGAAAUAGAUUUUGUUAAAAAGGAAGAGGAUCAAAAAAGAGCGCUUGAUGAGAAAGACAGAGUGUAUCGGGAGCAGCUCCAGAAAUUGCAGGACAAGAUAGCAGAGCUGGAAGCCCGGGCACACUGUGGGGAACAGAAAGCACUUGUACCCAGUAAAGCUGACCUGGUGGAGCAGCACCAGCAGGAGAACCCCAGGCUGGGGAGUACAGGACAGCUGGAGGGUGUAUGGGGUGUGGAGGAAGAUGCUAAAGGGACAGUCGAGAAAGCACAAUCUCAUGACACUUUACUUUCUGAUUUGGAUGACCUGGUCCCAGAAACGAUCAGGUUAGAUACCAGUGCUAACAAAGCAAAGGCACAGCUUUCUCUAAAAGCAAAAAGGCAACCACCAUCUCGAAACAAACUAAGAGAAACUCUUGGCACUGGGGAUCAAAACGGAAAGGAGAAUAACAAGAGUGCAGUUACACAGUCUGAAGCUCUGUGUGUACAAAAUGAAAUUGCUUCCACAAAGGCCAUUGAAGAAACACUUGCACUGUCUUUAACCAGAUCAUAUUCUGGAGACAGACAAAAGACUGAAAAACCUGAAGAUGCAGAUAAUAGUCAAAGUAGACCAGAGGCAAGCUGGACUGCUCCUCCCCAGGCUUCUCCACUCCACAAAACUAACAAUGAAGACAGUGUGAGCUCAAGCCAGUCCACUUCCAAAGAGACUUCCAGUCCCAACUCUCCCACAGGAUUCCUCCGGAACAUCAAGAAGAGAGAGUCCAAAGGCAAAGGCAAAGAAGCCAAAGAUGAGAAGGUAUCGGAAGCAAAUGACAGCACAUCUUUAGGAAAACCGAAAAGAAGAUUUCCUGAUUUUGGUGGCCUUCGGAAAUCAGGUGGCAAAGGGAAGAAAGACAAAGAGAGUCUGAGAAGCUCAAUGGGCAGCAGGGGCUCUGGGGAUCUACUGGAAGACUCUGGUGGUAACCUGUCUCCAGCUGAAUCCAUGUCAUCCAUCCCUACCUGCAUGCCUUUCUCCUGGUUUGGGGACAGUCACAAGGAACCUGCGUCAUCAAGUACAAACGUCCAUUACACUUCGACUGAGACCGCACUGGAGCACGGCCAGGAGAAAAGCAGAAAUAAGAAUGUAUCUGUCAUAGAUGAUUCAAACCGUGGCAGUCCGUGUUCUGAUUUGACAGGGUUAGUGACAGAGCCGAAUCUGUCAGGGUGUUCUCAUGCUUUGACCUUUUCUUCAAAUGAGACCUUGGAUGAUGACUCCCUCGUAACAGAAAAACAAAACCAAUGGCAUAACAGACCUGUUUCUGAGUGGACAACUCAACAAGUCUGUCACUGGCUGAUGGGGAUGAACCUGGAUCAGUACACGCCUGAAUUCACAGCCAAAUAUAUUGAUGGACAACAGCUGAUGCAGUUGGACAGUGACAAACUGAAGGCUCUGGGCGUAUCCAGUCAAACUGAUAGAGCAACUAUUAAAAAGAAGCUCAAGGAUAUGAAAAAAAACCAGGAGAAACUAGAAAAGCAGAGAGAGAAGAAAGAGAAGGAAGCACGACGAAGUGGGAAACCCAUACAUGUAGACUCAAACUGCUAAAAACAGGCUUGUUUUAUUUUAUGUCAGAACAAAAUUUUUCAAAGAAUA
Messenger RNA from Polyodon spathula (Mississippi paddlefish), 4574 nucleotides. RefSeq names its product neurabin-1-like. Gene Ontology annotation, cellular component: postsynaptic density; actin cytoskeleton; dendrite. The record is from RefSeq and is a predicted model, not a curated record. The transcript is spliced from 19 exons. Gene Ontology annotation, biological process: actin filament organization; neuron projection development; calcium-mediated signaling. Bases 411 to 4526 code for a protein of 1371 amino acids. Gene Ontology annotation, molecular function: actin filament binding. NCBI's taxonomy places the organism in Eukaryota, Metazoa, Chordata, Actinopteri, Acipenseriformes, Polyodontidae.